UGUAGGUAAUUGUUCUGUAGGCAAUAAUUUUUGUGUGCAAAUGAAAUGUAGAUAAGUUGAAUGUCAGCAAUCGAUACUGUAGGCAAUUAAUUUGUAGGCAAUCGGGACCCUCCCGAAUUUAAACAUGCAGCACAUAUUUUUUACUUAUUUCUCGGUAGCCACAAAAAAUAUCGAUGUGAUUCAAAGAAAACUAUGUUCUCCACAAUAUAUCCUGUUGGAAUUCAGAGUUUACAAUAAUACUGAUAUUACUAAUACUAUAAUAAAACUGUUAAUAACGAUUCGUUAAAUAAGCCGAGGAAGAGUGCGUACCUUUCGAUGUCGCUGACAGCCAUAUUACUAACAAUUACAUUUUUCACACAUUUCUCGACAACCAUCAUUUUUCAUCAGCCAGUUACAAUUUUAUACAAAUUGAUAUUGAUACAAAUUACAAUUUGCUCCUUUUUUGACGAGAAAACAAUGAAAUGCAUAUGGUUAAACGAUUUUGAAUAAUCAAUUUAGACAAAUCAUUUGUCCUCUUUUUUAAUCUUUUCCAUUGCGUGUAAACAAUCAGAAAUGAUUGAUUUAACAACAUUUAAUGCUUCAACUAAUUCUUGAAGCGUUUGAGUUGAGUUUUCACCCAAUAAUGCUUAUAAUUCGGCAUCUUCGAACUUUUUUAGUUCAUCUGAAGGUUUUUUGUCUUUCAAAUCAAGAUCACCACUUUUGAAUCAUCAAAACUGAGUACUCACGUGUUUUAUUAUUUAUAGAAAUGUCUAAGUUUUAAAAUGACCAACUUUCCAAAUAUCUUUGAUAGAUUUGCGGUUACAGCCAUAUAUGUAUAGUGAACCCUCAAAACUAAUCAAAACACCUAAUAUGAUGCGCCAUAUUAACUAUUAGCGGUCACAAAUACGGUCAGUUUCAAUAGCUUUGAAUAAAUAGUUCUUUUAUUGAAAUCCAUGUUUUCACUAAAACAUUGUUCAAUUGGACAUCCAUGAACAGUAAACAAACACUUUUGUUAUCUUAUAUUCAUAAAAUAAGUGAGCAAAAAUAUAUAAUUGUGUAAUGCACGAGCAGAAAUUGCUAUAUAACGAUUACGCCAUUACUCAGCCAUUACUAUGCGCUUACAUCAUCAGAGCGAAUGAUACGGGCAAUAUUUAUAAAUGUCUAAAGCGCACAGCGCUCUCAAUGAAAGUACUUCAAACUCAACAUAACCGACAGUACAUGUCACCGGGAAACAUGAAAAUUUGGAGAAUAAGAUUUGCACCAUUAAAUAUACCUCUUGAAAGAAGACUACAGACCUUGGCCGCCGCGACAUGGAUCUUCAUAAUAAAUUUCGGUAAUCACAUCAUAAUAAUUACCAUGGUUUAUCUUCUUAUUUACACGCAGAUACGCUACCUUGUUCUUCUGUAUUUUCUCUGGAUGUAUUAUGACUGGGACACUCGCAAUUGCAAUGGUCGAAGCCCUUCAAAAUGGACAGAAUUUCUAAGAAAUAAUGCAUUCUGGCGUUACUUUUAUAACUACUUCCCCAUGAAGUUGGUGAAGACGGUUGACUUAGACCCCACAAAAUCUUAUUUAUUCGUUUGCAUACCUCACGGUAUCAUAACAACAGGAAUAUCGACCGCGUUCGGAACGGAUAUACUGGAUUGUAGAAAAUUAUUUCCUGGACUGGAUAUACGUGUGAUCAUUCACCAUAAAUUGUUUGAAGUACCUGUUAUGAGGGAAUUCUUAAUUUCGAUUGGUUGCUGCUCUUCUAGCGUGGAAAGUAUCAGGUACUUGUUGUCAACACCGCCAGAGAGUCCAUUCACUGGAAGAGCCACAUUACUUGUAGUCGGCGGUGCUGCGGAAUUAUUCGAGGCGAAACCAGGCACAUAUCGUACCAUAGUGAAGAGGAGGAAAGGUUUCAUCAAAUUAGCGUUACAACAUGGCACAACGUUAGUUCCCGUAUUCACUUUCGGCGAAACGGACUUGUUCAAUCAAUUGCACCAGAAGGAAGGAUCAUUCUUUAGGCGUUUCCGGGAUUAUAUUUUUAAAUUAAAAUUAAUACCCACUAUAUUCUGGGGUAGAGGAUACUUUCAAUAUUCGUUCGGACUUAUUCCUAAUCGAACACCUAUCACCGUAGUCGUUGGAGGUCCUAUCGAGUUACCAAAAAUAGCAGAACCAACAGCAGAACAGAUCAACGAGUACCAUGAAAAAUUCAUACAACAACUGAUUAAACUAUUCGAGACGCACAAGUACAGUUAUUUGAAAGAUCCAGAGAAGAUUGUUGUCGAAUUAAUAUAAUUGAUCUGAGAUAUAGAAGUAUUAUAAAUUUACAGAAUAUUAAUGGACGUUCAAACCAUUAAAUAGUGAGUUUAUGCUCUUUUGAGAAGCUCAAACAAGAAAAAUUGUCAAUUGCUCGAUUUGGCUUCCGUACAGAAAAAGAAAUUCUACUCGUGUAGCUGAUUUUUUAUCUGUAUAUUAGAUGAAAACUCGAUUGUAAGAAAAAUCAAGAAAAAUUCUUUAAAGUAUUUUCAUCCACAGUCAAUUGAUCUCAGUUACUUCAAUCGAGGAGUAACGAAUAUUCAGACGAAUGUUUUCGGUUGUGAUAACAGAGAUAUCGUUUUUCGUUACCGAGAUUUUUCUCUCUCGUUUAGUCUUUAUUUUUUCACAUGAAUUGAAAUUUUUUUGUUACGUGCUGGUGCCAUAUCAUUCAUGAAUUUGAACAUGUUACCAACACGAAACCAUAGCUGCAUGUAUCAAAAGUUUCUUACGAAGCAAAUAAUAUUUUUCUCUGUAUAGAAGAAAAGGUUUCACUCCGAAAUCCGAAAGAGAUUUGCUUCUGCAACUUUUUCAAAACGAGCUUCGAAUGCAAGAAAAUAUAUGUUGAAAGAAUGUUUCUAAUGUGAAAUAUAAGUACGCUAUUAUUCCAUAAGAACACGUGUUUUGCUGCGUUUGUAUGUACUCUGGUAUAUUCACGUAAUAUUACAAAUAUUACAAAUAUCACAAAAAUAUUACCACUAUAUUGCAAUAUUAAUAUAAUAUUCGCGUGAUAUUGUAAUAUUACUGCAAUAUUUCAGUAAUAUUACGUGCUAUGUGGAAAAUAAUCUUAUUGCGAUUACUUUAAUAUUAAGUAUAUAGUCUGGAAGUAGAAUCGUAUGAAAAUAUGAUCAAAAGUUGAAAAGCAACACUUUGAAAGAUAAAUUUAUUUAUUUUAACUCAAGCAUUUUAUAAAAUACAAACAAUUAUUAUAAGAUAAUAAUAUAUUAUAUAGUGACUUAAUGAUAUACUAUAUAGAGUAUGCUCUAUUUAUUAUUAUUUUGGUCUGCCAAAAAUAAAAUUAUUUAACUCAUAAAUUUUAUAAAAUAAAAAUUAAAUUAAAUAAAAAUAAUAAGCAACAUAUAUAGUGACGGGGAUAUAUAGAACGGAGAAAACGGCAACAAAGUCCGCUCUCUUUUAAUGAGAACUGUUUUGACAACCGACAAGUGUAUCUACACGGCCGAUACACAGACGGCGUUGGUAUAGCGACGAUAAGAGACAAAAUGUGAAAUUAGUAAUUACAUAAAUACAUUUAAA
Odontomachus brunneus is the source of this 3528-nucleotide messenger RNA. RefSeq names its product 2-acylglycerol O-acyltransferase 1-like. Gene Ontology annotation, molecular function: diacylglycerol O-acyltransferase activity. The record is from RefSeq and is a predicted model, not a curated record. Lineage: Eukaryota; Metazoa; Arthropoda; Insecta; Hymenoptera; Formicidae. The transcript is spliced from 5 exons. Gene Ontology annotation, cellular component: endoplasmic reticulum membrane. Gene Ontology annotation, biological process: triglyceride biosynthetic process. The coding region runs from base 1039 to 2256 and encodes 405 amino acids.